Molecule: messenger RNA, 1777 nt
Organism: Pantherophis guttatus
Lineage: Eukaryota; Metazoa; Chordata; Lepidosauria; Squamata; Colubridae
Product: Golgi-associated RAB2 interactor protein 5A-like
Cellular component (GO): nucleus
Source: RefSeq, a predicted model, not a curated record
CUGUGUCCUCUGGAUAUCUGCAUUUUGAAAUGGGAGACCUGCGGAGGUGCCUGAACAGCGGAGAAUAUGGAGCACUGAAAGAUUGUGAUCUGUAUCAGUAAGAUGUGAUGGAGAGCUGCAUGUGGACUGUGGCAGAUAAGUUUGAGAUACCGAGUCUACAUCAACAAUUCUGAAACUCUCAUGGUCCACCAAUUAUAUGUUACCAAGGCAGGAGAUAUUGCCACCAGAGUCACCAUGGGCAUCGCUGCCAGUAGCCCACAUCUAGAGAUGCCUGAUCUUAUGCUGCUGGCACGGCCAGUUCCCUGCCUAACAGAAUGGUGUGUAUGUCAGUGUCCUGAGGCGCUGCCUUUCGCAGAUGAGGAGCUGCAGCUGUUUGCGCUUCUGCCCUUGAAAUUCGUUCGUCUCUAUAUCCAUGAUGAAUCACGGUUCCAGCUCAAAGUCCGUCUGGCGAAUGGCCGCACUUUUUAUCUGCAGCUUCUAGCACACCCCCUCAAGCAGGAUGAGAUCUUUGGGCACUGGAUACGGCUGCUAUACCGCUUGCGCUUUUACCGCAAUGAUGCCCCCCUUACUUAUGAAAAGGAGACUGCACUGCAUCAUCGUAGAAAUACCUUUAAUUAGGAAGAGGAAAAGGAGCAAUUUUUCCUGGUAAAGAAGAAGACGCCGCCGCUCAGGGGAACCAAGGAUUUCUCUAUCCCCUCAUAGUCAUACACACUAAUACAAAGUAAGGUUCUCCUCCCAGCAGAAGCUCACAGUGUUGGAUACUUUCCUCCCCACAUGAAGUUACUGCAAAUUCCCCACUCACUUACCCCAUCAAUAAAUGAAUGGACAAAACUGCUUUGUACAUAGCUGAUAAUUGUAAGACAUCUGCUCAGACCUGCCAUCCUCUAAACAAGAACAUCUCUUCCUCCACAGUCUUCCACCCCAUCUUAGAUGUUGCCGACCUUUCCAACAGGAAGAGGGAUCCAGAUUAGUCAAUCAAUUCACUUUAUUGACACAGGAACUGACUGAACAGACAGACAGAUUAGGAGAAGGUUAGCUGGAUUGUUGUAAUUCUGCUCCAAAUAUGAUAUGUGUGGCUUCUGUAAUAGGGUUGGUGGUAAAAGAAGAGAGACUGGUCUUGAUGCACUUCUGCCCAGCCUGUGCACAAUAUAGGAAAGGACACUGGAGCAAAAAUGAGGUGACUACAUGCUGAGGAAAAAGCAGAGCAAGAAUCACUGUUUGUGGAAAUUGGGAGUAAAUAGGUCAUUUGACUUCCCCCUCAAGGCCCCCUUCCAUGCUCCCCAGUCUUUCCAAUAUUUCAGUGCUCCCAGAUAAUUCAGGUAUGACAGAGUUCUUCUUCAGGAGUCCAAACUGAGAUCUACAGAAUCAUCUGGAGUCAUCAAACUUUGUGCUACAAUAACAGUAAUGGAUUCAGGCUUUAUUUCACCUCAGAAAUGAUUGGAUGAUACAGAAGAUGCUAUAAACUUGAGGGUGGGGAAUGGACUGAUGUUAGAGACUCAUCCAGACUCUUUGGCUCACUAGAUCUUAAACCAGUGUUUAGGAUUUACAUAGUACACCUGAGUAAGAUGGGCUGAAUUUGCCUAAGUUCGUGAUGUAAAACUUAUGCAAGCACCACCUUUUUAAAAAAGAUGUAGUCCUGAUCAUCAGGUUAUUUUCUAGUACACCCAAGUCACUUCUUUCUAGAGGAAUACAGAAAGCAUUGUUGUCCUCUGGAUCCCAAUCAUUAACUUAUUCCCUCUUUAGAUAUAUUGAAAAAUAAAUACACCAUUUAUUUGAA